AUGUCAUUUUUAAAGAGAGUUUUAUCUCGUGAACCUAUUAAGAAAGGCACUAGCGUCCCACCUAAAACGAAUCAAAUUUCAAUCAAAGUUGAGAAUAUUCCAAGCACUAAACUUAAAAAAUCCAAAUUAUUUCAAAGAAAUUUCCAAGAAAAAUCCCCAGAAAAAUAUUCGACAAGCUCACCGUCAUCACUCAAGAAGCCUCCACUUUCAGUUCGAAAAUUGCCUAUAUAUAAAAGUAGUCCAGAGAUUCCUCAGCUUCACAUAAGCUUAAAAUUUUUAUCUACUCCAGUAUCAACUGUGGUUUCUCCUAGAAUAAAAAAAGCUAAUCCACAAUUGAUAGUCAAGCCAAAUGAUUUUAUUGAGCCUGAAGUAGAGACUGAUAUACCAACAUUUACAUUUAUAAGUAUGGUGCUGCUCGAUUUCUCAUACCUUUAAAUAGAAAUUAAUUUCUUGCAUAUUUUAACUAUGAGUUUGGCUUCACCUUGUGAAAAUAUCGAUUAGUAAGAAAAGCAAAGAGCUGAGGAUAAAGUGUGCACUUAUUUCCACCACUAAAUGGCUAAUCCAAAAAAGAAUCUUAAAACCCAAGCUUCAAGACUAGGUCCAUUAAGGUCAAGGUCUUCAUAUAUUAUCGGGCUGGGGUUAUGCAGUUCGAAAUUCCAGAGUUAUUCUAAAACUGGUUAUGGCUUUAAGUGUAAUAGCUAACAUUUAUUGAUAUACCAACACUAAAAGAAUAUAUGGAAAAUACUAUUCUUCUUUAAUAAAAUGCAUUCAAUAAUAAAAAAGGCCGCAAUAAAAUACUAUCAAAAAAUAAAAAAGCGAUGCUAGCAUAAAUGAUCAUCUUUUUAAGGCUGCAUACAAAAUCCAGGCUAAAUGUUUCCUUUGCAGAUACAGCUACUGAUAGUGCUUCAAAAAGAUCUGCUAGUCAAGUUUCAAGGAGUUUUAUUGACGAUAAUGCUGUAGAAAAAAUACCUGAAAGAUCAAAUUCUUUAAAAAAUAUUAAAGAAAAAGAUAAUCUAGCGAGAUUAAAGGAAAUGCUUGGAAUUAAUGCAGAGAAGGAAGUAAAGCCCUCAACAAAAAAUAAAUUGAUUGAAGAAAAAAAUUGCAAAUAUUCCAACAGGGUAAUGAUAUAUAAAGAAAAAGGGAGCAGAUUGCAUAAAAAUUAA
Blepharisma stoltei is the source of this 1163-nucleotide messenger RNA. The record is from the annotation of a GenBank genome assembly. Lineage: Eukaryota; Ciliophora; Heterotrichea; Heterotrichida; Blepharismidae.